AUGAACACCCGGCCCCCCAUAGAGGCUCCCAACGAGCCGGCUGUCCUGUCGGUCGCCUUCAACCAUGACGCCAGCCGCUUCUCCGUCGGGCUCAACACGGGCUUCUGCAUCUUCCAGACCUCGACGUGCCAGCUGCAGACGAGGCGCGACUUCAACGCCGGCCUGGCGCUGGUGCAGAUGAUGGGCAUGUCCAACUACCUGGCGCUGGUGGGCGGGGGGCGGUCGCCCAAGUUCCCGCAGAACAAGGUCAUCAUCUGGGACGACAGCAAGGCCAAGGUGGCGCUGGAGAUCACGACGCUGACGGCGGUGCGCGGCGUGCAGCUGACGCGGGCCCGCGUCGCCGUCGUGCUGCAGAACUCGGUGCGCGUCUACGCCUUCGAGAAGCAGCCCAAGCCGCUGGCCAAGUACGAGACGGCCGACAACCUGGCCGGCCUGUGCGCCCUCAGCGACCGCUGGCUCGUCUUCCCGGGCCGCACCCCGGGCCAGGUCCAGGUCGUCGACCUGGCCACCGACAACGUCAGCAUCAUCCCCGCCCACGCCUCGCGCCUGGCCGCCCUGCAGCUCAGCGCCGACGGCGAGCUGCUGGCCACGGCCAGCGAGAAGGGCACCAUCGUGCGCAUCUUCUCCACCGCCAGCUGCGCCCGCGUCGCCGAGCGCCGCCGCGGCAGCGAGUUCGCCCAGAUCUACUCGCUGCGCUUCAGCCCCGGCGGCUCCAUGCUGGCCUGCACCAGCGCCAAGGGCAGCCUGCACAUCUUCGACGUGUCGUCGCCCGGCCGGGGCGGCGCGUCCCGGUCCGCCUCGCCGCCGCGCUCGCCGGGCGUAGGGGUUACGGGGGCGGCCGGGGCCGGAUCGGGAGGCGUCGCCGCCGCCGCCGCCGCCGACGCCACGAACAAAUGGGGGUUCCUGUCCAGCCUGCCGUUCGGGCCGUUCUCGGAUGUGUACUCGUUCACAUCGGCGAGGUUCGAGGCCGGCGACGAACCCAUGGCCGGCUCGGCGGCGAACGAGGGGCAAGCCGUGCUGGGGACGACGCGGCCGAUCAAGGGGGUGAUCGGGUGGAUCGACGACAGCAGUCUGAUUGUCGUCGGCGCCGGCCGGGAUGCGCGGUGGGAGAAGUUCGUGCUCGCCACGGGGGACGAGGGCCAGAGGGUGCUGGUCCGAGAGGGUUGGAAACGGUACCUUGGAAAUUAG
This is a messenger RNA of Neoarthrinium moseri, 1188 nucleotides long. RefSeq lists its product as uncharacterized. Lineage: Eukaryota; Fungi; Ascomycota; Sordariomycetes; Amphisphaeriales; Apiosporaceae. The record is from RefSeq and is a predicted model, not a curated record. Bases 1 to 1188 code for a protein of 395 amino acids. The transcript is spliced from 2 exons. Gene Ontology annotation, biological process: protein lipidation; nucleophagy; autophagy of mitochondrion. Gene Ontology annotation, cellular component: phagophore assembly site membrane; extrinsic component of membrane; cytosol. Gene Ontology annotation, molecular function: protein binding; phosphatidylinositol-3,5-bisphosphate binding; phosphatidylinositol-3-phosphate binding.